AUGAGUCUCCUGAGGAUUUCUCAGCGGAUAAGGAAGAGGCUGUGUGCUGUCAAGGCCUCCGCCAUUCAGCGCGGCCAGCCCGGCCCCAAACCCGCUGAGGAGGGGUCUUCCCUGUUCCUCGAGGUGGACAGGAAAAGGGGCGGGACGGCGAAACACUCCAGCCCCUCUCACUCCUACCAGAACACUCCAGCCCCUCACACCCCGACCAGUACACUCCAGCCCCUCACACCCCAACCAGUACACUCCAGCCCCUCUCACUCCUACCAGAACACUCCAGCCCCUCACACCCCGACCAGAACACACUCCAGCCCCUCACACCCUGACCAGUACACUCCAGCCCCGCUCACACCCCAACCAAAACACUCCAGCCCCGCUUACACCCCGACCAGUACACUCCAGCCCCUCACACCCCGACCAGAACAGACUCCAGCUCCUCUCACACCCCGACCAGAACACACUCCAGCCCCUCACACCCAGACCAGUACACUCCAGCCCCUCUCUCACCCCAACCAGUACACUCCAGCCCCUCACACCCCGACCAGAACAGACUCCAGCUCCUCUCACACCCCGACCAGAACACACUCCAGCCCCUCACACCCAGACCAGUACACUCCAGCCCCUCUCUCACCCCAACCAGUACACUCCAGCCCCUCUCACACCCCGACCAAAGACUCCAGCUCCUCUCACACCCCGGCCAGAACACUCCAGCUUCUCUUACACCCCGACCAGAACACUCCAGCCCCGCUCACACCCGACCAGUACACACUCCAGACCCGCUCACACCCCGACCAGUACACACUCCAGCCCCUCACACACCCCGACCAAAACACACUCCAGCCCCUUUUACACCCCGACCAGUACACACUCCAGCCCCUCUCACACCUCAACCAAAACUCCUCCAAAGCUCCUCACACCCGGACCAAUACACUCCAGCCCCUCACACUCCUACCAGAACACACUUCAGCCCCUCACACCACCCCCCCUCCCCAGCAGUACACUCCAGCUCCUCACACCCAGACCAGUACACACUCCAGCUCCUCUCACACCCCGACCAAAACACACUCCAGCCCCUCUCACACCCCGACCAAAACACACUCCAGCCCCUUACACUCCUACCAGUACACACUCCAGCCCCCCACACUCCUGCCCCUCACACCCCAAACAGUACACACUCCAGCCCCUCACACUCCUACCAAAACACACUCCAGCCCCUCACACUCCUACCAGUACACACUCCAGCCCCCCACACUCCUACCAGAACACACUCCAGCCCUUACACCCCGACCAGAACACACUCCAGCCCCUCACACCCCAACCAAAGACUCCAGCUCCUCUCACACCCCGGCCAGAACACUCCAGCUUCUCUUACACCCCGACCAGAACACUCCAGCCCCGCUCACACCCGACCAGUACACACUCCAGACCCGCUCACACCCCGACCAGUACACACUCCAGCCCCUCACACACCCCGACCAAGACACACUCCAGCCCCUUUUACACCCCGACCAGUACACACUCCAGCCCCUCUCACACCUCAACCAAAACUCCUCCAAAGCUCCUCACACCCGGACCAAUACACUCCAGCCCCUCACACUCCUACCAGAACACACUUCAGCCCCUCACACCACCCCCCCUCCCCAGCAGUACACUCCAGCUCCUCACACCCAGACCAGUACACACUCCAGCUCCUCUCACACCCCGACCAAAACACACUCCAGCCCCUCUCACACCCCGACCAAAACACACUCCAGCCCCUUACACUCCUACCAGUACACACUCCAGCCCCCCACACUCCUGCCCCUCACACCCCAAACAGUACACACUCCAGCCCCUCACACUCCUACCAAAACACACUCCAGCCCCUCACACUCCUACCAGUACACACUCCAGCCCCCCACACUCCUACCAGAACACACUCCAGCCCUUACACCCCGACCAGAACACACUCCAGCCCCUCACACCCCAACCAGUAAACUCCAGCCCCUCACACCCCGACCACUCAGAGUGGCAGAUUUCACCAUCUGUAUAGGUGGCACUCCUCAUGGUUUGCUGGUUGGACUUUCCAGUAUCAGCCUGUAG
Messenger RNA from Astyanax mexicanus (Mexican tetra), 2079 nucleotides. RefSeq lists its product as uncharacterized. Bases 1 to 2079 code for a protein of 692 amino acids. The record is from RefSeq and is a predicted model, not a curated record. NCBI's taxonomy places the organism in Eukaryota, Metazoa, Chordata, Actinopteri, Characiformes, Acestrorhamphidae. The transcript has 5 exons.